Fusarium venenatum is the source of this 1644-nucleotide messenger RNA. RefSeq names its product major facilitator superfamily domain-containing protein. The record is from RefSeq and is a predicted model, not a curated record. Gene Ontology annotation, biological process: transmembrane transport. Gene Ontology annotation, molecular function: transmembrane transporter activity. Gene Ontology annotation, cellular component: membrane. NCBI's taxonomy places the organism in Eukaryota, Fungi, Ascomycota, Sordariomycetes, Hypocreales, Nectriaceae.
AUGGAUCGCAGUUUCGACAUCGCAAGUACCGCGUCAAUCCAUGGCGGAAUUAUUCCCCUGGAACCAGUGAAGGAGACUAAGCUGAGAACAGCUAACCUCAAUCAAACAUCUCCCAAAGUCAACACUGAACCCGACAUCCCUGUUGCCGAAAAUAGUAAUGACAAUGCCUCCAGUCAAGGCCAAACGAGCGACCUGGGUAUGUCCAAGACCAGAGGAGUCAUCGUUAUCAUAACCCUUGCCGGUAUCAGUUUUCUUAAUACCAUGGGCUCAGGUAUUCUUAUCGCUGCUCUCCCCAAAAUUGCUCAAGACGUCGGCCUGUCUGAGAAUCUCAUCCUUUGGCCCGCAGCAGUAUACGCGCUAGCAGCUGGAUGUCUUUUACUCAUCUUUGGCGCAAUUGCAGAUGUUGUCGGUGCCAAAUUGAUGUGGGUUACUGGAAGCUUCCUCUUUGUCGUCUUCACAUUGGCUGUUGGACUUGCUCAGACAGGCAUCCAGAUAAUUCUCUUCAGAACAUUGCUCGGGGCUUCCAUUUCAAUGUGUCUUCCCACAGCGGUUAGCUUAAUAGCAAACACCUUUCCUAAAGGUCCCUGGAGGAAUGUCGCUUUUGCCAUCAAUGGUAUGGGCAGUCCUCUGGGUUAUGCAAUGGGUCUCGUUCUCGGAGGUAUCUUCACCGAUACUAUUGGCUGGAGAUGGGCUUAUUACAUGAUGGCCAUUAUCAAUUUCUGUUUGUCAAUGGGUUCCAUAUGGUCUUUACCUUCUGUUUACACUGCAUCGGAAAGAAAAUGGACGACAAGACUGAAAGAUGAGAUUGAUUGGAUUGGUGCAGCGACCAUGAGUGUGGCACUCGGCAUGCUUCUCUAUGUUCUGGCCAUGAUCUCUUCGUCUUACAAGAGACUUGAUGAUCCUGCCAAUAUCGCGCUUUUGACAAUAGCAAUUGUCUUAUUAGCGGCAUUCCCAUUCUGGAUGGACUAUCAAGUCAAGCAUGGAAGGCCAGCUCUCAUCCCCAACAGUUUAUGGAGGAACCGAUCCUUUACUUCUGUUUGUAUCGCUGUUUUCCUCUGCUGGGCUUCACUCAACGGCAUCGAGUAUUUCACCACCCUUUACUUCCAAAAAGUAGAAGGUCUCUCAGCCCUGCAAAGCUCCCUCCGAUUUCUCCCCCACGUCAUAAUGGGCGUGGCAGCAAACAUCAUCACUGGUAUUCUCAUUGCCAAGGUCAAAGUGAGAACACUGGCUGUUGUAUCAGCUCUCGUAACAAUGGUGGCAGCACCACUUAUGGCGACUGUUGACGUAGGUGAGAAUUACUGGCUUGCGCCCUUUUGGGCCAUGUUCCUUUCACCCGUCAACCCAGAUGUUCUCUUCACCGUAUCAAAUCUUGUCAUUUCCGACGCUUAUCCCCCUGAGAUGCAGUCACUUGCUGGUGGUGUUUUCAAUGAGGUAGCGCAAUUUGGAAACUCCGUUGGGCUGGCGAUCACUGCUGCUAUCGCUGCAUCUGUUACUGAGCACUCCGGGAUUACGGCGCGCGAAGAAGCUUUGAUGAAGGGUUACAGAGCCGCUUUUUGGACCAUCUUUGCUAGUUGCACUACUGUCACUAUUGUAGUUUGGCUUGGUUUAAAGAAAGGGGGCAUUGUUGGUAAGAAGCAAGAUUAG